GUUUUCCGCUUAAUGUUUCCUCAAGGCUACUUUUACAUUCUAUCACGAAAACACGGAUUUGCACUCGACGUUUACGACGGGCAGACGAAAGAAGAUGCAAACAUCAUCGUGUGGCCACAAAAAUUCCAAGAUAGCGAUAAUCAAUUGUGGAAGUAUGAAAAUGGGCAGCUUAUAAACAAGAAAUCCGGACACGCCUUGGAUAUUCGUUCAAGUGCUUUUAAGAAGGAUAAAGUGAUUGUACAAAACAAGAGAAAACCGAAUCAUCACCCCCAAGAAUGGAUUUUCGACAAUGGCUUUAUUUGCUCCCAGGCUUAUCCAACUAUGGUGUUCGACAUCAAGGGUGACAGUGAAAAAGGCGGUGCUCAAGUAUUACUAUACAAGCGCAAAGAAAGCGAUAACAUGAAUCAGCUGUGGUAUUUCGAACCGUAUCAACAUUUCGAAGGUGCAUUGAACUUGGCGACCACAUCCAUUUCAUUACACAAAAAAGCGGACUUUGGUCAACCACGUUUAGGCUACGGGGCUGAAGUGGGGGUGCCACCUCAGCUGAAGAAACUGCCUGACAAUUGUAAAGUGGCUGGUGUAGGAGGUGAACCCACGCCUACACCUUCCGCCAACACCGCAAAUGAAAAUCAUCCAAACGUUCAAAAUUCUCAGCUGCCAGAAAAUGUGGCUACCUUGUACUCUGGCACGCCAACCCAGUCGGGCCCACAGCCUUUCGCACAGCAUCCACCGCAAGUGUCUUCGCCUUCGACGUCGUCUCCGUCACCGUAUCCUUAUGCUUCGCAAUCACCCACGUACAAUACACCGAGCGGCUACCCCCCUGCCCCCGUGCCUGCACCACCCGUUGCAUCGCAUCCCGGCUAUUCGCCUCAGCAGCCUCAGCCUCAGCCACCGCAACCAGCAUCCCCUCAUGUAGGUGGCUUUUAUCGUCCUCCGGCUCCUCAAGAUUAUCCAGCUCCAUCAGGCCAUAUGCCUAUGCCCGGAGCUAAUCCACCCGAAGGCUAUGGAGGAGGCUAUCCACCGCCUGGUCCACCUCCUCUCCCGGCCCGAGAUCAAGAUCAAGGAGGUUACGGCGCUUACCCACCACCACUUCCUUCGCGUCUGGGUAACGACCAAGCCCCUUAUGGAGGAUAUCCCCCGCCACCACAACUUCCACCGAAAGACCCAAGUGCAGGAUAUGGCAAUUAUGGCGGUUAUCCACCAGCAUCGCCAGCUGCUCACUCUCCUUAUGGAGGUUAUCCGCCACAAUAAAAAACGAAAGGAAGAUAUCGUAUCUUGUCUAUCAUUUUAUUCGUGAUGAAUUGGAUGGAUGUCUAUAGAUGAAAUAGGAAAGGCAUAAGACGGUAAAAAAAAAAAUAGG
This is a messenger RNA of Radiomyces spectabilis, 1360 nucleotides long. RefSeq names its product ricin B lectin domain-containing protein. The coding region runs from base 13 to 1251 and encodes 412 amino acids. The transcript has 7 exons. Lineage: Eukaryota; Fungi; Mucoromycota; Mucoromycetes; Mucorales; Radiomycetaceae. The record is from RefSeq and is a predicted model, not a curated record.